Lactuca saligna is the source of this 2169-nucleotide messenger RNA. NCBI's taxonomy places the organism in Eukaryota, Viridiplantae, Streptophyta, Magnoliopsida, Asterales, Asteraceae. The record is from the annotation of a GenBank genome assembly.
AUGUAUGGAUUCCAAGAAGCUGAUGAUGAUAUGAAGUUUAUUGAUACUUUACAAAACUGCAGCAAAUUAGAAAGGUUGGAUCUUCGUUAUUGCAACUUUAAGGGACUUGUGCCCGAAUCAAUAGGUAAUCUUUCUAAUCAAGUUAGAUUCCUAAAUUUACAGGGAAAUCAAUUAUAUGGAAACCUCCCUUCAAGUAUAGGCAAUCUAGAUGGCUUGACCAUUUUAGCUUUAGACUAUAACCGAUUCACGGGAAAAAUCCCCUCCACCAUUGGUAAUCUUAAAAAACUACAAAUUGGUGACCUGUCUGACAACCAAUUUUCAGGGCCAAUUCCAGAUGCCAUUGGGAACUUAUCCUUGUUAAUUACACUUGAUUUAAGCACCAACCGAUUGGAAUGGCAUGUUCCAUCAAUCCUAGGAAAUUGUCAUCAACUAUCGGAGUUGUACCUUGAUGAAAACAACUUCAGCGGCAACAUACCUAAACAACUUCUUCAACUUUCAUCUCUAAACAUAGCAUUAGGUCUUUCUCAAAACAACAUGUCUGGGUCACUUCCAAAAGAGGUUGGUGACCUCAAGAUGUUGACUUCUCUGGAUUUAUCUGAUAACAGAUUUUCAGGUAACAUUCCUAGCAGCAUUGGUGGUUGCACUAGCCUUUUACUCUUAUCCCUCAAAGGCAACUUGUUCCAGGGCAGUGUACCACCAUCAUUAGGUUUCUUGAGAGUCCCAGGGAUAGGAGUGUUUGCUAAUGCAAGUGCAUUCUCUGUUUUGGGGAAUAGUAAGCUUUGUGGUGGGUUGGCUGAGCUUGGGUUGCCCAAAUGCAAGGAGAAAAAGAAACAUAAAAAAAGGUUUCCUUUGUUCCUAAUAAUCAUUUUGAUUGCAUCCCCACUUUUCAUGGUAUUAUGUUUUGUGUAUGUUUGGUGUAAGAAAAAGAAGAGCCAACCAACUCAAUCAUCAACAGACGAACGAUUCAUGAAAGUAUCAUACAAUCAACUUCUCAAGGCUACAAACAGCUUCUCCGAAGCCAAUUUGAUUGGGAAGGGUGGCUUCAGCUCUGUUUACAAAGGAAUCCUUCAUCAUGAGGAUAGACUUGUCGCAGUCAAAGUUAUACAUCUUCAAAACCCAGGUGCUCACAAAAGCUUUAUCUCAGAAUGUGAAGCAUGGAAGAGUAUUCGACAUCGAAAUUUAUUGAAGAUAAUAACGUCAUGUUCAAGUGUUGACUUUCAAGGAAAUGACUUCAAAGCUCUCGUAUACGAGUUCAUGCCUAAUGGUAGUUUACAUGAUUGGCUACAUUUAAAUGCAAGCACAUCGACACUGAACCUUCUUCAAAGAAUAAGUAUUCUUAUAGAUGUUGCAUCUGCACUUGAUUAUCUUCACAAUCACUGUCUACCAGCCAUUGUUCACUGUGACUUGAAGCCUAGCAACAUUCUACUCGAUAAUGACAUGGUGGCCCAUGUUGGAGACUUUGGUUUAGCUCGAUUUCUUGGAACAGAUUCAAACCAAAACAGCACAAGUGGGAUCCGAGGAACAAUUGGGUAUGCAGCUCCAGAGUAUGGUGGUGGGAGUGAGAUGGCGAGUAGUGGGGAUGUCUACAGUUUUGGAAUACUGUUGUUGGAGGUGAUAACAGGGAAAACACCAACAGACAACAUCUUUACCGGAGGUCUUAAUCUUCAUAAGUUUGCUUGCAUGGUCUUACUGGACCAUGUCACCGAUGUUGUUGCUGAUGACCUCGUACAUUUUCUUCAAGAGGAUGCUAUUGCUACACAAUGUACAUUAGAAAAUGCAAAGAAAACAGAGGAAUGUCUAUCUUCAAUUGUCAAGAUUGGAGUAUCGUGCUCUGUGGAUUCCCCACCACAACGAAUGAAUAUUGAAAAUGCUCUGCAUGAGUUGCAGCAGAUUCUGGAUACCCUUCAAAAUAUCUGAGGUGGCAUGUUGUUGUUGUUGUUCUCUCCUUUUAAGUGAAAGCAGAAGUAAUAAAGAAGCCUUUUAUUCUUGAUAUUACUUGUAUUCGUUUUAUUAAAUCAUUAGACACUUGGCUACCUUGGGUUGGAAUUCAGUCAGCAUUGCUUCAUCUUUGUAGUUAAUUAUCGUGAUAAAUAAACCAUUCGAUCCCAGUUUGAAUUGUUCCCAUGUGCAUGUCAAUUUAAAAAAUCGUAUAGAGCAUGAAAAUAUAUU